AUGCCUGUCCUUUUUGUAUUGUUCUCAAUUCGUAUCUUGUUUUGCGGAAAUGCUCACGGGCCCUUUUAUUUUACAGGAAGAGAUAAUAUACCCCAGCUGCUUUCAACGGCCGAUUCAAGCAAACUCAAUCUGGCCGAACAUAUCCACCGUCUUGAAGAACAGAGGAGAUUGGUUUCGUCAAAUGAAGAUUUAAACUCCCUUAUAAGAGCAAUGAAAUCAUUCACAUCUCUUCAACACGUGAAGAUCUUGAGGGUCCAAGAUGAAGCUGAGCGUGAUUUACGAUCGUUCAUUGAUAGGCAUGAUAAUCCGUUGGACCCGUUAGUAGUGGUGGAUUGGAAUCCUGCAUGCAUUCGCGCCAUUCAAAACGUUGGUCUAGCACUGUUGGAGGCUGGAUCUCCUGCAAAUCGCUUCUCGGGCCCGCAGAUCAACCCCCAGGCUACGCUUACACUGAAGAGGGCACCCGUGCAACUUCUUUCUGCCCUUGCAACAAAGUUGACAUGUCUUGAGAUUCAUUUUGAUGCAAUGAGAUAUGUUAACGCAGAGAUGAGGGAGCUCUCGGAAGUCUUCAAGACCUUAUUCACGGCAGCUAAAAAUAUGGAAGCUAUACACCUGGGGUUCCCAUCUCGGUUACCAUUAGACCUCCAUCUGGAAGAUAUAUUCCAUAACGUGCACUGGGAAAGGCUCCGUGCAUUUGGUAUCCAAGCCUGGAGACUUGACUCGGAAGAGAUUAUUAAUUUUGCUCGACGGCACCGCAGAUCUCUCCGUGGCCUUCGCCUUCGUGAUGUCCUGCUAAAGGAGGGAAGCAUGUGGAAAGAUAUUUUAUCCAUGCUCCACGAUGAAAUGGAAAACCUUGAGUGGGUCAGUCUACGUCGGAUUGAUUACUCCAACGCAUUUGACGAGAAAUGGGCUACAAGCGCAGACAUAUCGGAUAUCCAGUCGUUUCCAAACUCGGAUAGUGAGGAUGAUGAGAUGUUUGAACCAUACGUCCCAGGCAACUAUCACAAUAUCAACGGAGACGAUGACGAUGAUAACACCAGUCUUGGCGAUGAAUCAGACGGCCUCAGUUCUCAUAACGGUGAUGUUGGACCUAGAGCAAACCAAAUAGAAUUGAUACCAGACAAUUCACUGUCUGCUCCGUUGCUUCUACCGCCUUUCACUAACCAGUGGGAGGUUCUAAGCUCUAUUCCGGCAGAUGACCUGGAAGAUGACGGUAGAACGGUGGAUUACCGGCAACGAAAGAUUUGGGAAGCCUGGGUUAUAUCCAAGUCGCGGGUUUCUGCUAGCCAGGACCGUUGUAGGUGA
Molecule: messenger RNA, 1302 nt
Organism: Trichophyton rubrum CBS 118892
Lineage: Eukaryota; Fungi; Ascomycota; Eurotiomycetes; Onygenales; Arthrodermataceae
Exons: 1
Coding region: 1-1302 (433 amino acids)
Source: RefSeq, a predicted model, not a curated record